UUCAAUAUUGUAAACUCUAACUCCAUUUUCUGUUCAAUUUUAGAUACUGGGUUUUCAUUCUUCAUUUCUUCUUGAGAAUUUAGUUUUAGUUGUUACAUGGGGAUGGUCAUAUAUUAUGGUGGGUUCUUAUCUAGUUUUCCAGGAAAGUUUCGGACAGUUAAAAUGGUAAAUUCUACUGAAUCUACUACUGUUCUUCGGUGGAAAGUCUUGGAACAAGUUGAUGAAGAGUUGAUGAAAGGAGAUGAAAGAGCAGCACUAAACCUUGUCAAAGAUUUGCAGAGUAAGCCCGGUGGUCUUUGUUGUUUUGGCACUGCAAGGCAGAUACCCCCGAGGCUUUACACCUUGGAUGAACUGAAGCUAAAUGGUAUUGACGCUUCAAAAGUUCUAUCACCAGAUGACAGGACACUAGGUUCAAUAGAAAGAUACCUUCAAGCUGCGGCUGUUUUAGGAGGCAUUUCUGCAUGGGCUGUUUUCGGUCUUACUCAGGAACAAACACUCUUCGCUGUUAUUGGAUUAUUUUAUUUUGCAACCCUAGACUCCAUAGCUCUCAAGGGAGGAUUUAGUAGUCUAAUGCUUGAUAUGAUUGGUCAUGCUGUGAGUCAGAAGUACCGCAAUAGAGUUCUACAACAUGAAGCUGGUCACUUUUUGAUUGCUUACGUGCUCGGAAUUCUUCCGAAGGGAUAUACCCUGACAAGUUUAGAGGCUUUGAGGAAGGAAGGAUCUCUAAAUGUUCAAGCUGGAACAGCUUUUGUGGAUACUGAAUUUCGUGAAGAAGUUGACUCAGGAAAGCUUACACCCAAGAUGUUGGACAGGUUCUCAUGUAUAGCACUGGCAGGUGUUGCCACAGAAUACCUUUUAUUUGGAUACUCGGAAGGUGGCUUAUCUGAUAUUUACCAGUUGGAUAGCUUGCUUAAGAGCCUGGGGUUUACACAGAACAAAGCAGAUUCACAGGUGAGGUGGGCUUUACUUAAUACAAUUCUAAUUUUGCGUCGACAUGAAAGAGUUAGAUUGGAACUUGCAGAAGCUAUGUCUUCUCGGAAGUCUGUGGGUUACUGCAUCGACACAAUAGAGAAUGUUAUAAAUGUUGAUGACAUUUAGGGAUUGAAAUAGCGGUAUCUACACCAUAUUCUUCUGUACUAGUCCAUCUUAGACACAAAUUUGUUUAUAUCAAUUUUCCCCAUUUCUGUUUCUUUCAAAUAAAUACUUCCUGAUAAUGUCUGUAUAAAUGCGUUAGUACAUAUUGUUUUACUUUGUAAGUGGUGCUGCUCAGACUAGUUGGUCUGAUUUCAUAGUAUAGCCAGGAGAAGUAGAAGAAUAGCCAACAUUUAUUUCUG
Molecule: messenger RNA, 1334 nt
Organism: Papaver somniferum (opium poppy)
Lineage: Eukaryota; Viridiplantae; Streptophyta; Magnoliopsida; Ranunculales; Papaveraceae
Exons: 7
Coding region: 97-1098 (333 amino acids)
Biological process (GO): proteolysis
Molecular function (GO): metalloendopeptidase activity; ATP-dependent peptidase activity; ATP binding
Source: RefSeq, a predicted model, not a curated record